AUGUCACAGUCACUGACGACCCGAGUGUCCCCAUGCUGCUGGAGAACGCUGUUCCACGAGCUCCGACCACAAAAGCAAAUUCGCAGACCCUACCACCUGCAACUGCAAACAGGUCCCGUCACAAAAGUUGAUCUUCCUCCCGAUCUCCCCAAAGCCUACUGGUCACAAUUACCGGCAAGGUUACGACCAGAUCAUCAUAAACGAGAAAUCCUAGUGCGCAAACCACCUGUAUCAGAAGCGAAGACAUGCAAAAACCCUGUUGCCCUGAUCGAGCAACAGCAACUCGCCUUGCUCGACCCAACCGGUGCACGGGCACGCCUGUUCGACAAGACGAACCUCGACCGCGCGAAAGUCGGCGACAUUCUCUACACAACCUUUAAAUCGGGCGAGCCGUUCGCCGGCGUGAUCCUGUCGAUCAAGGGCUCCGGCCCUGGAGCGUCAGUGCUCCUGCGCAACCACCUGACCAAGAUCGCGGUGGAGAUGAGCAUCAAGAUCUACAGUCCGCUCGUGCAGAGCAUGGAGAUUGCGCAGCGGGCGCCCAAGAGGAAGAGGAGGGCGAGAAUCUACUACAUGCGCAAACCGGAGCAUGAUCUUGGAAGUGUGCAGAAGGUUGUUGAUCAGUACCUGAGGCAGCGUGCCCAGUUGACUGGAGCUGGGCGGGCAUCGGGCCAGCAGCGGGCAGGCCUAAGACCCGCGAAAAAGGGGAAGAAAUAA
Messenger RNA from Exophiala aquamarina CBS 119918, 714 nucleotides. RefSeq lists its product as uncharacterized. The record is from RefSeq and is a predicted model, not a curated record. Gene Ontology annotation, molecular function: structural constituent of ribosome. Gene Ontology annotation, cellular component: ribosome; mitochondrial large ribosomal subunit. Gene Ontology annotation, biological process: translation. NCBI's taxonomy places the organism in Eukaryota, Fungi, Ascomycota, Eurotiomycetes, Chaetothyriales, Herpotrichiellaceae. The transcript is spliced from 2 exons. Bases 1 to 714 code for a protein of 237 amino acids.